Messenger RNA from Dothidotthia symphoricarpi CBS 119687, 2930 nucleotides. RefSeq lists its product as uncharacterized. The transcript has a single exon. The annotation marks the transcript as partial. Gene Ontology annotation, cellular component: rDNA heterochromatin; SHREC complex. Gene Ontology annotation, biological process: silent mating-type cassette heterochromatin formation. The record is from RefSeq and is a predicted model, not a curated record. NCBI's taxonomy places the organism in Eukaryota, Fungi, Ascomycota, Dothideomycetes, Pleosporales, Dothidotthiaceae.
UGCCACUAUGUGUGUACUCCUCAUCGACCAGAAAAUUCUGGCAACGUGCUCCCUUGAUGUGUAAACGUCGCGUUACUAGGAGAGUUGGUAGCUGAAUGUAUAGUCACGUGGGGCAACAAACGCGUCUUCACCGCAGGCCUUCAUCACGCGUGCCAACCAGCUAAACGCGGCGGGUUGGAUUUCGACAACUAACUAUCCGAUCACCUCCUCAUGAAAUUUUCCUGUUGUCAACUUAGUCACCUACUACUAUACUCCACGCGUUUGCUGGAGCUCGCCCAAUUCUAUCUCUUUCUAGAGUUCGAGGCUUCACAACGACAGUGGCAUAAUUGCUGUUUCUCGCUUACCCCACAAUAUUGAGGCUACCCGCAUCACGAAUCACACAGGAAGAUCACAAUCAUGUCUGCGAACCGCACAGUCGUCCGGCUGCGUCCAGGCUGCUCGGAUGGCGAUGCAACACACAUCCCCAGACCGGGCAAAUGCACACAGGUGAACCCACCGACGCUCUACCUUGAGAAGAUUGGACAGCAGUGGAUGGAAGAACGUGGUGAAGCUCAAGCAGGUGUCAAGUACGUUCUCGAAUCUCUGCCACCAGGAUACUCCAUGUGGCAACGACCUCGUGGUAAGGGCGCUCAUGUCGACAAAUACCUGUAUGGACACCCAUCCCACAGGGCUUUCGACUCACCGAACCGCUUUUAUCCACACUUCGCAUACCUUGUGCAGAACGCAGGGAAUAGUAUUGGAUGCCCUUGUACUGUGUGUAUGGGAGGUUCAGGCGUGCUUCCAAAAACCUCUCCCAACAAUAGCAUGCGCACGUCCAGCGCAGCAUCCUCUCGUCCACCAACAGCAACCCAGACAUACAAACUACCGACGGCGAAGUCCGCCCCGGUAUUUCCCGAUCUUCGUCACGCGUCCCAAAUUCCAGCAAAGACGUCAACUCCUGCGUAUCAUGAUCAUCCACAGGCGUUUCAAGUGUUACAACCGCAGCCCACACUGACGGCUCCUCUAGCGUUGCAACCAACAAGCUGGCCUAAGGUAAUCAGGCCGGGUAUGUCCACAACUCGAACAGAUGAGAAAGGAACACCAGACAUAUAUCGAAAUCUAAUUGAGAAGCUCAGGCGCGACAACGUCAUUGAUGAGACCAUAGAGGAGCCGCUGAGCCCAGACUGGAAAGCCGAGCAGGAAAUUCUUCCAACCCUACUCAAGGAACUGAAAGUCAGGGAUAAAUGGGUUCCGCGAGCAGGUGAUAUCGUUCUGUAUGUGAGAGAACUUUCUGAGGACGUAGAUAUUGUCCGGAAUAACGCUUCAGGGGAGUUCAAGUUGUUUGAUGGACAGAUGAACAGGUAUAUUGGCUCUCCCGCCUGGGAAGCCGGUCUUAUCGGACAGAUUCCGACUGAGAUGACUACUAUCGACGACAUCAUCGAGGACGGCGACAGGCCUGUCAACAUCACAUAUUCAGGGGUUCGCAUCGAGCCGUUACCGAAUGUUAACGAUCCCGACAAAUCCUUGUCCAAGCGAUAUAAGUACUUUCCGAUUCGGCAGGUCAGGCCUUUCAUAUUGUGGAAAGAGCUUCUGCACCAGAUACCACAGGAACGAUGGCACCCAACGAUCACCAACGCUUUGACAGUCACGGCGACCAUGUCGUUGAUAGGCAAGCAUCGCUUCCGUGGCACAUGGCCGAACGCCCAAAUAUAUUGUCAUGGAAUACAUCUUGGGUACGAGAUGCUUGCCGUUGGCGACGUUGUGCGUCUUCUACCUAUAUCCAGACUUCAGCAAACAGAGUGCUCCGACAUUCUUGUUAUCAAAUCCAUACGCCUCAAGUGGUCUGGCUUAGACAAAGCCUCCAACAACGAUUGGGAUGACAAUCAGCCCUACAACUCCACCAUCUUGAUCUACGGCUCUGCAUACACGAGCGACGCAUCUCGCCUGAACAAAGAAUGGCUUUCGAACGACAACGUAGAGCCGCCACGAGUAGCAGACGGCUAUCCAGGCCUGCACCCACUGCACCCUCCCACGAAAGAAAUCGUAGUCCCCAUGUCCCGCAUCCUAGGGCGUCUCUACGAGCGCAACGCCAUGGCCCUCUGGCUUAACUCCCACCCUGACGACCUCCCAGGCCUCGACCCAGGCCGGCAAGGCCUCCUAGAAGGCCGCGCCUUCGCGCACAAAAACGACCGCCGCAUCGUUGAAAACCCGGGCUCAAGCUGGUAUUGGGGCGACAACCGCGCCGACGCACUGGACCUGCAAACCAUCAACGGCCUCGAAGUCGCGAAGCACGACCCCGAGCGCAAGACGAAAGAAUGGCGCCACAAAAUGGACCAGCUGCAGCGCUUGGAGAACGAGAAAGCCCGCUUGGAUGCAAAGCCCGCUGCUCCUCUCGGCCUGCGACGUUUCAUGGCGCCGGGCACUGAUGCGCUGCCCGUUAGGGUGCAGCCGCUACGCGUAGCCGAGGAGAGCGGUAGUGGGACGAGUACGGCGACGAGCUCCGUGUCCGGAAAGAAGAGAAGCCAUAUUGUGAAUCUGGAUACUGAUGAGGAGGACGAGGAUGAGGACGAGAAGGAGAUCCGCGCUUACACUAAGAUCAUCGAGGAUAUGCCGAGCGUAGUGCGCAAGAAACCCAAGGUUAUGGUCGUUAUUGACUGAGUAUCUGGUUCAAAACACGAUGAUGAUAUUUACGGGCUUCGAUGAUACGACACAUGGUCACGAGGGGAUAGAGAAAAUGGGUUCCGAUGCUUAGGCGUCGGGGGUGCACAGACCUGGGAAAAGUACGAGCAGAGAAGGAUACGAGGAAGGGAAUGCACAAUGCACUAUCAUGUUGAAAGGAUGCGUGAGUUUAUCGAGAGAGAGAGAGGCAGAGGAUCGGAUCAUAAAUCUCUCUCCACGUGUAUGUACUCAAACAUGAUGAAAUCACAUAGACCAAACAAGUUUACAAAAAA